Messenger RNA from Labrus bergylta (ballan wrasse), 993 nucleotides. NCBI's taxonomy places the organism in Eukaryota, Metazoa, Chordata, Actinopteri, Labriformes, Labridae. The record is from RefSeq and is a predicted model, not a curated record.
AUGGAGGACGUGGACACCCUGAGGGGCAUGGCCGAUCUAAGCCAAAUGAUAAACCAGGAUUUCAGCCAUCGAGCCUGGAUUGGUCUGUACAACGACGUGGACAGCUGGAGGUGGUCGCUGUCAGACCCGAGUUUCUACGGGCCCGAUGUGACCUUUGCCCUCAUCUCCACCUCCAUGUCAUGGACUGAGGCCCAGAGCUACUGCAGAGAGCACCACACAGACCUGGCCAGCGUGAGAAACCUGGCAGAGAACCAGGAGGUGAAGCAGCUGGUUCCUCCUGGACAGAGAGUCUGGAUCGGCCUCUCCAGAGAGUCCUGGAAGUGGUUUGAUGGCAGUAACUCCACGUUUAGGAACUGGAGUCCGGGGAGAGCAGAACCUAACAACUUAGACCCAAAGGAGGAUUGUGCUGCAGCAGACUUUAACAACAAAGGGGGCUGGGAGGACUGGACGUGUGACUGGAAGAGAUCCUACAUCUGCCACUCUCUGGAGAUCACUCAACAUGUGAUCAGAGUGAGCGUGCAGAAGAAGAAGAACCCCUCUGUGGAUCUGAACCACUCUGCUGUGAUGGAACACAUCCUGCUACAGCUCCAACAGCAGCUGAAGGAUGAGGGGCUGCAUGCAAACAUCCGGCUGAGCUGGAGGAAGCAGCCGGAUGGAAACGUCUUCCAGAAGGAGGAGAGCGAGGAGCAGGAGGAGGAAGAGGGCAGAGUGACAUGUUGAACUGCUGUGGUUACAUUCAGGAGAGAAAACCCUUCUUCUCUUCUGAAUGCUCAACGUAUAAGUUGCAGCGACGAUUUGAUAAGUUGCAGCGACGAUUUGAUAAGUUGCAGCGACGAGCUGAUAAGUUGCAGCGACGAGCUGAUAAGUUGCAGCGACGAGUUGAUAAGUUGCAGCGACGAGUUGAUAAGUUGCAGCGACGAGCUGAUAAGUUGCAGCGACGAGUUGAUAAGUUGCAGCGACGAGUUGAUAAGUUUUCUUGAUUAAUCAGUUAAG